Arabidopsis arenosa is the source of this 1265-nucleotide messenger RNA. NCBI's taxonomy places the organism in Eukaryota, Viridiplantae, Streptophyta, Magnoliopsida, Brassicales, Brassicaceae. The record is from the annotation of a GenBank genome assembly.
AGCCAAUCAAAUUAAACUUCAACUCCUUCAUUAAUUCCUAAGUCUUAUCUUCCCUAUGAAGUUUCGUCUCUCUUUAAAUUCCUCACUCACUCUCUCUUUUGUUCAACUUUCACAAAGAGAAACAAAAGAAGGAAGUAGAAAAAAUGGCGGAAUCGGCAAAGCAACACAUCGAUCGAAUCCGGAAGACUAAGUUCUCAAUCGGCGGAGCUUAUAAUCCUUUGACGGAGGAUCUUCAUCAAGCAUUAUACUCUACUCCAAGGAUGUUCACUUCCUCAUGGAACUUAUCCAACACACAAAAAUGGGUUAGACGACUUAGAUUGAAUGCUGAGGAUAACGAGUAUCUGGAAGGUGUGGAUCCUUCUCUUGAAUUCAUACUUACAUAUGAGGACAUCACAGCCACUGGAGCUACAGCCACGCUUCUUAUCUUCAACAAUGAGACAGGUUUCUCUGAGAAGAACAUUGAGUCAAUUUGUAGUGUUGUAAGAUCCACCAAGAACGGCAUUCGAAAACGUGGUUUUAUUGGAGAGAAAGGUAUUGGUUUCAAGAGUGUGUUUUUGAUCACCUCACAGCCAUAUAUUUUCAGCAAUGGCUAUCAAAUUUGCUUCAAUGAGGCACCUUGCAGCCGCAAUAGCAACCUUGGCUACAUUGUUCCUGAGUGGGUUGAGCAACAUCCUUCUCUAGUCGAUAUUCAAAGAAUAUAUGGUUUUGGUUCUGCUCUUCCGACCACAACAAUUAUCUUGCCUUUGAAAAGUGACAAAGUAAAGCCGGUGAAAGAACAGCUUUCCAAUGUUCAUCCUGAGCAACGGCUCUGGUCAAGGAAGAGCAUUGAUGCUGAGUCAUACAUGAUACAUCUCUCAGCUUGUGGAAAAACAUUCAGUUACUACAUGUGGAGGCAAAAGUUUCCGGUGAAAGAUGAGAACCGAGUGGGAAGGAGAAGCGAAGUUGAGGAAUUCUUCAUAACUAUGGCGUUUCCAUUCGGAGACCGUCUUGCCCUUGGAAAUAGCUCUCCUCCUGGUAUAUAUGCGUUGCUUCCCACAGAGAUGGUAACUAACUUUCCAUUCAUAUAUCAUACAAGGAGAUUUUAUCAUGGCAUCGUCUAGAGAAACUAUACUAUUGGAUGAGAUAUGGAACCAAGGGAUUCUCAGAUGUGUUCCUUCUGCUUUUGUGAAUGCAUUCACUUACUUGAUGAAAAAGAAAGAUGCUUUUAGUUUCUUGCCUGUGAAGGAAUCUAAUUAUGAAGAGUUGAAUAAUGUCCGAGAAUCUAU